This is a messenger RNA of Bufo bufo (common toad), 1776 nucleotides long. RefSeq names its product SLAIN motif family member 1 (gene SLAIN1). Gene Ontology annotation, biological process: positive regulation of microtubule polymerization; microtubule nucleation; cytoplasmic microtubule organization. The transcript has 8 exons. The record is from RefSeq and is a predicted model, not a curated record. The coding region runs from base 1 to 1776 and encodes 591 amino acids. Gene Ontology annotation, cellular component: microtubule plus-end. Lineage: Eukaryota; Metazoa; Chordata; Amphibia; Anura; Bufonidae.
AUGGCGGAGGUGAAGUGCGGCACCGCAGCGGCCACUCCCGCCGCCGCUAACGGGCUGGUGGCGAUGAGCGCCGAGCUGGAGGUGAAGAAGCUGCAGGAGCUGGUCAGGAAGCUGGAGAGGCAGAACGAGCAGCUACGGAACCGGGCGAGCGCCGUCAGCAACUGCACCGCCAGCCCGCACCUGCUGCUGCCGCCGCCGCCCGCAAUGCAUCAGCUGUCUGCCCUGGCACGGCCCGCCGGACUAUGCCUGCCCAGCCCGGUGCCCACCCUGCUAUGCACCUCUGCUAUCGGGGGAAGCCUGUACCCUCCAGGUCACAUGGGCUAUUACAGUACUAGACCACUGCUGUCAUGUCUGAGUGCCACUGAGGGGCCACUGACUGACCACUCCAGUACCGGUGCCACCCUCCUGGAUGAGGUGGACAUACUGGACCUGGAAGAUGGGUAUUGUAGCGAAGAGGAAGACACCUGGCUUUACGUGUCCCCUACCAAGAAGCAGAAACGGUUUGAGUCUGCCCUCAGCCCACUGGAAUGGUGUAGGCAAUUUCUAGAUCAUCCAAGUCCCGAAAUAGAAGCAGCAAAGAGAUCACUUUGCUUCCGACUUGAGCAAGCUGGUCGUUGGAGGAGUCUCUUUUCUACUCCUGUUUCCUCUUUCCCAUAUAGUCCAGUUGCGAGACUCACUCCAUUUUGCAACGGCUUAAAUUCUCCCAGCAUCCUUAAAACCCCAACUAAAGCAAUACUAACACCAGAAAAGACAGGUUACAAUAUGAAGACUUCACCCUUGAGCCCACAGUCUUCAAUAGACAGUGAACUCAGCACGUCCGAGCUGGAAGAUGAUUCCAUCUCCAUGGGUUACAAACUACAGGACCUGACUGAUGUCCAGAUCAUGGCACGGUUACAAGAAGAAAGCCUUAGGCAAGAUUUUGCAUCUACCUCCACUUGUAGUUCAGUAUCAAGACAUCGCUCAAGCCUUUCUCCGUAUUCUGGAAAGAAAAUCUCAUGUGCCAGUAGUGAUCAGGAAUCAGACCGUUAUAGCGUUGACGAUGAUGAUGAAGAAUUUGAUCUGCUACCACCACCUCAACCAAGACUGAGUCGGUGCUCUCCUUUCCAACGAGGCAUUCCUCACUCGCAAACUUUCUCUAGUAUUCGGGAAUGCAGGAGAAGCCCCAGUUCUCAGUUCCUGAAUUCUAAUGGAUAUCAGCAAUACAGUUUUUCUUCUCAAGUUCAGACUCCAGAGCAACCACAAAAUAGAACUAGUGCAGAUAAAUUGCGUAGAAGCAUGCCCAAUUUGGCUCGAAUGCCCGGCAUGGGAACAACAACGACCUCCACUGUGGUUUCUCCAGUUACAGUACGCAAUAGCCUAAGUUUUGAUUCUAAUCUGCAUGGAGCUGCAAAUGGAUUAUCCAGAUUGCAGUCUAGUAUACCAUCACCUGGUCAACUUCAGCAGAGGGUACACAGUGUGGGGAACUUCCCAGUGUCUGUGAGGCCGCCUCUGAAAGCUACAGCCUAUGUCAGCCCAACCAUACAAGGCCAUGGUGGCAUUCCUCAGUCAACAAGUCUACAGUCUAUAUCAAGUUCUGGGAUUCCUAUGCCUAACAAGACUGCAAGUUCAUUGCCUAUAGCCAGAAGUGGUCUACCAAGACCAGCUUUGUCAAGCGUUGGUGCAAGUAGUAUACCAAGGAGUAAAAUUGUUACUCCACGCAGUUUUAUUCAGCCUCCGAAGACACUUUCAUCACUGAGUACUCUACGAGACGGAAACUGGAGAGACGGCUGCUACUAA